AUGAAUGCAGGCGAGGGCAAAAAAUUCUCCGCAUUCUCAGCUCUAAGCCUCCUAGAUUCAAGCCCUCCGACUGCAUUCCCAGAGGAUAUGCCCACCCAGAAGGAGGUACUGGCGGCAUUUGUAGCUGCUCGUGCUGCACUGAAGUGGUCUUCCGAAGAUGAUAUUUAUGCUAGAACACAAGAGAUUAUUAAGAUUUGUCAAAAUCUUGAAAAUGCUGGAAACGUUGAUUGUCUGUGUCAGUUUAUGUGGUCUCUUCCAAAACGUAAUGAUCUGUGGGAGGUUUUGAAUCGUGACGAGGUUAUCCUUCGGUCUCGGGCUCUGAUUGCUUUCCACACUCGAAAUUUUACUGAACUCUACUCCCUUCUGGAACAUCAUAACUUCUCUAAGGCAAGUCAUGCAAAGAUGCAGGCUCUAUGGUUGGAGGCGCACUAUCAGGAAGCUGAACGGUUGCGAGGUCGUGCACUCGGGCCGGUGGAUAAAUAUCGAGUGCGAAAGAAGCAUCCACUGCCCAAAACUAUUUGGGAUGGUGAGCAAAAGACGCACUGCUUUAAAGAGAGGACACGGAGCCUUUUGAGAGAGUGGUACCUUCAAGAUCCCUACCCCGGGCCCAACAAGAAGAGAGAACUGGCCAAUGCCACAGGACUUACACCGACUCAAGUUGGCAAUUGGUUUAAAAAUCGUCGACAAAGGGACCGGGCAGCUGCUUCAAAGAGCCAACGAAUACUUCUGCCUGAGGAGAGCGACGAAGAGAUUUCCGUUGACACGAAAAUGCUACCUUCAAGUUCACCAUUAAUGAACCAAGUGGAACAGUUCUCCUCCCCUCUGGUAGGCCUGGAUGAUGCUAAGCUGACCAAGCCCAAGCCUCUACCAUCUCCGUCAAGGCUGUCUUCGUUCAGUGCUGAAGCUCUGAUUGACAGAAAGCGCUCCUUUCAGGAGUCAUUUGGAGAAAAAUCACUUGGAGAUGAUUGCCUAGGACGGGCACUACCAAUGAUGCCACCAAUCUCAGUGGCAAUGGCAAACUUGAUUCCGGACUUUCGUUCCACUUCCCUGCCCCAGUGGUAUUUGCAAGCAUCCUAUGCUCUCUCAACCCUCUUACCGCCCGAUCUAAGGGGUUUGGUGCCUCAGCUUCCAUCUUUCAUGUUUCCCUCACUGUCACCAACCAAUCUUCUCCUUCCACAGUUCCCCGUGGAACAGACGACAUCAUCCUCUUCGUCCUCCUCCUCCUCCUCCGCUUCCUCCUCUUCCUCCUCCUCCAAAACUCAGGAGUCAGAAACUGCGACUUCUUUGUGA
This is a messenger RNA of Hydatigera taeniaeformis, 1290 nucleotides long. Lineage: Eukaryota; Metazoa; Platyhelminthes; Cestoda; Cyclophyllidea; Taeniidae. The record is from the annotation of a GenBank genome assembly.